Thrips palmi is the source of this 2066-nucleotide messenger RNA. RefSeq lists its product as uncharacterized. Lineage: Eukaryota; Metazoa; Arthropoda; Insecta; Thysanoptera; Thripidae. The record is from RefSeq and is a predicted model, not a curated record. The coding region runs from base 294 to 1313 and encodes 339 amino acids. The transcript is spliced from 4 exons.
GCCGCCUGGUGGCGACUCAGCGCAGCGCUAGCGCUUCUUGGCAUCUGCCACACAGCCGCCGGGGACUAGUGGGCAGACGACGUAAAUCCCUAAACUUAUUGUUUUCUUGAAUUAAUUAGCCGCAUAAUAUGAACAAAAUUGGCUGUACUUGAAGACAAGAUAUAUUUGAACCCGCCGCACACCUGCACAGCGACCUGUCAACUCAGAAAACGCAUGCGUGAAGGAGAUCCGCAUUGUUGUUGUUGUUGGUGCAAACGCUAAAUUUGCCAAAACCCGAACCGAAAGUUUCCAUCAUGACAAGUCGCAGUCGCAAUGGGUGCGUCGUGAGAGGCUGCACUACGACGUGGGCCAAUCGGCCCGCCGGAGUGUCACUUGUGACAUUUCCCACUGACGAAAGGAGGCCGAAGUGGGUGGAAGCAGUGAAAGGAAAGGGAUCCGAUUGGGUCCCAUCCAAAAGUGCUAAAAUUUGCACCCUGCACUUUCCGGCCAAAUAUUUGUGUAAUAGUGUCUCGGGUAAAAAGAGGCGAUUACUGCUCCCUGGUGCUAUUCCUAAUGCUGCUCCACAACUUCCACCAGCCUCCACUAUCAUACCUAAGCAUCUUCCAAAUUCCAAUGUCUAUUUCUACCGUAAGAAGAAAGGUAGUGCUGAAGUUGAAAGCCCUGCCCCGAUUCAAGCAAAUCCCUCUCCUCAGCAGCUUCCUGAGACAGCUCCACACGACGCCUGGACAUCCUCUUCUCAGCAGCAUACUGACCCGUCUCCUCAUGACAGCUGGACCCCCUCUCCUCAGCAGCAUGCUGAGGCGUCUCCAAAUGGCAGCUGGACCUGGACCUGGCACAUGGCUCCCCACAAUGUUCUGCCCUGGUGUCCCCCUCCAUCAAAUACAAGAAAUGCUGUGGCACCUGAGCCUGUGGAGGAGACCCCAGCAAAAGACAACAGCCAGAGUAAUGCUCCAGUUCCUGUCUGUCUGGACAUAGAGGAGGAUGAUUCACCUCACAAGGUAGCUCUGAAGAAAGUGAUUGCGUUCUUGGACAAAAAGUUGAAGGUAGAAAAGCGAAAAAAUGAGCAAGAAAUUAGAAAGUUGAAAGAAAAGUUGGAUAAAUCAACAAGAGAAGUAAGCCAGUUAAAGGAAGAAAGGCGAAAGAAUACGCAAGAAAUUAAAAAGUUGAAAGAAAAGUUGGAUCAAGCAACAAAAGAGUUGAAAGCAAUGAGAGAAAAAGAAAGUUCCAAUUCAGAAAUUUCGGAUAUUUCAGAAAAUUCGGAUGCAGAGUGUGCUGUUGAAGACCAAGUGCCAGAAGAUGCAAAUGUUGCUUGAAGUAAUUGCUAGGGACAUUCGUGGACGGAAUGGUCCCCUAAUUUUCUCAAUUGCCAUGAUCAUCCAUUUUUAUUUUCCACCAGCUUUCAAAUACUUCUGUAGUAUUCUGCUGUAGGUGGUAGAUCGAGGAUUCACAGAUGAAACCCUGGAGACUUUUCAAAACGUGUUAAUAGCAAGUAGCCUUCAACUGCCGAGCAACUUUUGUUGUUCCUUUUAUUCUUGAAGGUUAAUAAGUUCGAACACAGUUUACUCUUGCAUACAUUUUGAACAAUGAGGUUCAUUAAGAAAUUUUGCUUAUUUCUUAGGUAAGAAACCUUUUUUUUUGUCUUAUUUUGAUUUGUGCUGAUACUAUUUAUGCACCACUCCAUUGGGAAGACAAGGCCAUCAUAUGGCAUGCUCGCCCUGCGUAAUAGAAGCUUUCAAGAAGAAUCUUCACCCGCUCCUCAUCUUAUUUCACGGAGCCGAUUCACAGGUAUCAAUUUGGUAAAAAAUCUCCAUUCCAAGAAUGUUAAUGGAAGCAAAUGAUACCGGUUUGGUACUUUCCUAGGUUGUAGUUGUAGCGGUAUGCUCUUAUUUCAAUGAUUGUACAUAAAUUUGUAAAUAAAGUACAUAGAAAAUAUACGAAUAAUAAAUGUUUCUGCCAGUUUUUGACAAUUAGAACUUAUCUAGAUAAAUUUUGUCGCUCAUGGAAAGUUUAUAUUGAUCUUUUCUGUGUAUUGUGUGUAAAUUAAAAUUUACUAUACAAGCGUCUUA